GUCCGCACCCGGAAGUAAACACAACGAAGUCAAAAAGGCUUAUAUGAUUAUAAAAACAGCAACACAAAACAGAUGUCAGCCGAAUAAUUGGAGGUAAAAUAAAGUAACCUAAUAUUGUCAAGAUGUCGCGCUCAACAUCUAAAGCCCAAGCUGACAAGGGUAAGACACCUGCUCGAAUUUCCCCACCGCCCUCCCAAGAUCCAGAAGAGGAAGACAUUAUCCCCGGAUGUCUUACUCAGAGCCAAUGGGUGGAAAUGUUGGCCCAAGAAGAGGCGGAUGAUGUCAUAGGGGAAAUAAUGGCUGAUCUGAUGACCAAUGUUAUGGAAGGCUGUUACAAUGUCCACAUUGAAAGACAGUUAUCAUCUUUCACUGCAUACUGGGCCAUGGAUUACUUCAUACAGACUGUGGAGGAGAAACUCAUGUGUCGAGAUAUAUGGGAAGAUGCAAUGGAAUUGUCCGGCACAGAAGACUCAGAACCAAUACCAAUCACUCCAGAUGUAUGGGCGGAAGGUUGUUUUCCUGUUAUCCACGGAACACCUUCAUCUGAGCCUGUGUCACCACCACAGGAAGCUAGUAUUUGCGAGGACCUUGAACUGGCAUAUUCUGAAGAAAAUCAGCAAGAUGUUCCCAUGCCACAAACCAGCAUCACUCCUGAGCAACCUGAAGGAAACACAAGUGCCAGCAGGCAGGUCGGUGACGAGAUUUGCCAAGAAGUAAGUCCUGAGCCACCUGAAGGAAAAAUAAGUGCCAGCAGGCAGGUCGGUGACGAGAUUUGCCAAGAAGCAAGUCCUGAGCCACCUGAAGGGAAAAUAAGCCCCAGCGGGCAUGUCAGUGACGAGAUGUGCCAAGAACCAAGUCCUUGCCCCAAACCAAAAACUUCCACCAAGAAAAAACAAAAAGCCAGAAGUACUGUAUCAUGUGCAGCAGAAAAAAUGGAAACCAAUGGUGAUCAUAAAGUCCCUUCUGGUUCUAAACAUACAGCAUCACAACCUUCAAAGGCGAAUCAAACGAUAAGUAAGCUCAAUCAUUCUUCCUUGCCUCGACAUUGGAUCACGCCUCACUAUGAGAUAGACAAAUGCACAAAAUCCAGCAUCAAAAAAUCAGGUGAACAUUCCAAACCUGUGCCUAGUAGUCAGCAGACUGGUUUAGUAGGAACGUCGCGGAAUCCUGUGACCCGAGAUCAGUCUGAGAGGUUGUCUUCCGUAAAGGAUGAGAAGAUGAUGGCUAGAGCGUUGAGGAUGGACACCAUCAAUUUGGCCAAAGGUGUAUCUCUUGUGGAGCCCCAUAAAACAAAAACGGGCCCACUCCCAUUGAAAUCACAAGCUCACGCUGCCAAGCUGAGGCCGAUCAACAGUGAGUCUGUGGAAACAAAUUUUCCUGUUGAUCAGUUGACGACAAAACGUCCACCUCAGGUUACCCAGUUGUCGCCGUCUGACAAAUUUAAAUUUUGAUUGAAAAAAAAUAAAAAU
Molecule: messenger RNA, 1469 nt
Organism: Syngnathus acus (greater pipefish)
Lineage: Eukaryota; Metazoa; Chordata; Actinopteri; Syngnathiformes; Syngnathidae
Exons: 4
Coding region: 123-1451 (442 amino acids)
Source: RefSeq, a predicted model, not a curated record